GUCGGAUGUGCUCUCUGUCACUCGGUACAGGUGGACAAUUCAGUCAGUCAGGGGCAGACGGCUCUCCCGGAACUCUACAGCCACAACGGCUCUGAUUCUUUCAACAUCGGGGUUCGGUCCAAUAUGGCGGCUUACGGAUGGAAAUACUGAUGACAGUCCGAAAGAUCGCCUCGAUUUGUACGAUGGGCGCCAAUGCCUCCGCCUUGGAAAAGGAGAUUGGACCGGAACAGUUUCCCGUAAAUGAACACUACUUUGGAUUGGUCAAUUUUGGCAACACCUGCUACUGUAACUCAGUGCUGCAGGCUCUGUACUUCUGUCGACCGUUCAGGGAGAAGGUGCUGGCGUACAAGGUGCAGCCUCGUAGGAAGGAGUCCCUCCUCACCUGUCUGGCGGACCUUUUCAACAGCAUCGCCACACAGAAGAAGAAAGUCGGCGUCAUCCCUCCCAAGAAGUUCAUCUCCCGGCUGAGAAAAGAAAAUGAGCUGUUUGACAACUACAUGCAGCAGGACGCCCACGAAUUCCUCAACUACCUCCUCAACACCAUUGCAGACCUGCUCCAGGAGGAGAAGAGUCAGGAGCGACAGCAGAACGGAAAACUGGUCCAGAACGGAGGAGGAGGAGGAGGAGGAGGAGGAGGGAGUGAUGGAGGAGGAGGAGGAGGAGAAGGGGAAAGUGGAAAGGAGACGCAGCAGACUUGGGUCCACGAGAUCUUUCAAGGAACGCUGACCAACGAGACGCGCUGCCUCAACUGUGAAGCUGUGAGCAGUAAAGACGAGGACUUCCUGGAUCUGUCAGUGGACGUGGAGCAGAACACGUCGAUCACACACUGUCUCAGGGGCUUCAGCAACACCGAGACGUUAUGUAGUGAAUACAAGUACUACUGUGAGCAAUGUCGCAGCAAACAAGAAGCCCAGAAAAGGAUGAGGGUAAAGAAGCUGCCGAUGAUCCUCGCCCUCCACCUGAAGCGCUUUAAAUACAUGGACCAGCUACACCGCUACACCAAACUGUCCUAUCGCGUCGUCUUCCCCCUGGAGCUCCGCCUCUUCAACACGUCUGGGGACGCCACCAACCCCGACCGCAUGUACGACCUGGUGGCCGUCGUUGUACACUGUGGCAGUGGUCCAAACCGUGGACACUACAUUACCAUCGUCAAGAGCCACGGCUUCUGGCUGCUGUUCGAUGACGACAUCGUAGAGAAAAUUGAUGCGCAGGCGAUCGAGGAAUUCUACGGUCUGACAUCGGACAUUUCCAAGAACUCUGAAUCAGGAUACAUCCUGUUCUACCAGUCCAGAGACUGAAACAGCCAGCGGUAAACCCCCAACAGACUGUCACUCAACAGAGGGGGAGGGGCUUAAGGCAGCCACAGGCUCUGCCCAGUACGCUCACAUAAGUAUCCAGGCUUUAUUCCCGGCGGGCGGAGCUUUGCACUGGAGCGCCACUCGGAUCGGUUGAGACGUGUGCAGGUCGCAUGCCAGCCUCCUGGAUUAGGACCGUUCACCUCCUCUGAGUCCACACUGCAACAAGCACCUUAAAGUAGGAAAACAAACCCGUGACACUCGCUUUGCACUGUGGCAUCAGCUGGGACGACUGCCAAUCCACGAGGCUGACAUCGCCGUGUGCACAGCGUCCAUUCUGGAGGUAACGGGACUGUCUGCAGAGCAACCAAUCAGCUGGAUGAGACGCAAAAACACGUCAGGCCUUGUUGUCAUGGUUACCAUUGGUAUCAUCACCUCAAAGUCUUCUUUAGCAUUUUUUUUCUUUGUGUGCAUAUUAUACCGUGCUAAGUUAGCUUCCCACAGCAGCAGUAAAGCUUUUCACGGCUUUACACUUAUGAAUCAAUAAAACUCCGACAGAGAAGCUAACAUCUGAAUGCAUUGUUAGAAAUCACAGCAACACCACUGACACUACCUUUAGCGAUUAACAGCUUGAACGUGUCCUCAGCGCGACGAUGCUAGUUUGCAGUGUUUGAAUCUUGAAGCGGUGUUAGCAUUUAGUGUUUGCGGCAGAGCGUGAAACGAAAACUAGCCGCCAGAGAGGUGUUGAUCAACCUGGGCUUUUUAGUUUCACUUAAAAAAUUACAGUAAUUUAUCUUUAUUUUGAAUAUUAAAGAAAAACAAUUGACCAAAAAAUACAAAUUGCAGUAUCUAUAAUUUAACUUUUAAGUGUUUAAUCAGCAGCUAAUUUGUGAUUUUUGUUUUCCCUUCUGUUGGAGAUAUUUUAAGAGCAUGUUUAACUAUAAUCAGCAGAGAGCAGCAACUUAUUUUUUUGGCAAAAACCGUUUUUUAUGAGGCUAAUGUGGUUGGUGAGGGAGUUGGUUUUAAAGUUAGCGGUGUGCCAUUUCGUUUGGUGCCACUCAACAAGAGAAGAUACCGAAUAAAGAGCAAAAAAUAUUUCAACAGCAUAAGCUAACGAUUGUCUUUAACAAUGAGUGUCCUCUGCAGUUUGCUUUUAAAAUGCCAGAAAACGCACAUUUUUAAUUUUUUUUUGUAAAAGGGAAACACUUUCCUUGAAGUCACUUCUGACAUCUGAACUGUCGCACUACAUUCAGGCUAAAUGUUUGUUUGGCUGCAGCUGCUUCACUUCAUCUCGUAAUUUCAGCCACUUUGGCAAAUUUCGACUCCGGCUCGAGUGUUUUUCAUGCAGCUGCAGCUCUGGCAGGGGCUCAGAUCUUUUACAUAACAUGUUUUUCACUCCAGAUUCAUAAUUUGCAGCCCUGAGUGAUGCUAACGGUCUGCUGAUGUGGAGCUCACGGUAUAUUUAAUGCAGUAAGACUGUUUAAAAUGACUUCCUGUCCUCAGUGUCUCUCAAAAUGUCAUUUAGCACCAAUAUUCAAGGCUCCUGAUGUAAUAGCAGAGUACUACAUUGGUAAUUAACUGGCAAAUAUAAAUGUAGAGCUUCUCCAAUGUGAGAAUGUGCAAUUUUUAAGUUUUGCACGUCAUUGAAAAUGAAAAUAUUUGGAUUUUCUUUAGACAAAUCAGCCGUUAGAAGUUUUCCUCAGUAGCAGAGGUCAAAACUGUAUAGACUGGACUUUUUUUUUUUAUAAUGUAAUAUUAUUAUAUAGUCUGUACAUUGUUCAGAAUUGAAUUAGUUAAUUCUCCAGUGCAGCUGCAACACCAAAAAUUGCAGCUUCUUUGGAUUGUUUGGUGAAAAACCAUCUUCAAAUUGCUCAUUUCGCCUACCCAGCAAGAAAAAUCUAACUUUAGAAAGUAAAAAGUCAGAAGCCGUUCCAAUAUUUUUGCUCAAUAAACACCUUAAAAGAUAAAUUAAUUUAAAAAUAAUUGUCGAUUAAUUUUUAGGAACUUACCAGCUAAUUGACCAUUUGUUUGAGCUUUGCGCUCCAAGUUAUUGUGAUAAUAGUUGCAUCUUUUUAGUGCUUCCUCUAUUAUGAUGAAGACCAAAUAUUUAAAAUAUCAUUUUACAGCUUUAAGUAAUGCUGAGACACAGGAGCCAUUUUAAAGCCUUAAAGUCGAGCCUGCUGAUCGCCAACGACCUCCUUUGUUCCUGUUCUUUUCAUUUUUGUUAAAGCGCACAAAUGAACCAAAUGUAGGUUUUUAGUUUUGUUUUGUAUUUUUACACUGCCAAGCUCGUUAAGCUCCACCCAGCCGUGCUGUCUCAGAUUAACAAGCGAGCUCACCCUGAGCAGACUCCAGUAUUACCUGAACGUUAAACUGUACAGUAGAACGAGAACAGGGCUGCUGCUGCUUCGCCUGGAACACACUGUGUGGACGUCAGGUUCAUCUCCACAGUCGCUCUCCCUCCUGUCCAAACAGAAAAGCACUUUUUAAACAUGAAUUUGCCGCAAAGUUCUUCAUUUGUUUUGAAGGAUUUUACCCAGACGCCCAAAAAUGAGAAGCAUCAGAGGGGUUCUCAGCCGUUGUUUCGGAUGAGGUUGGGUUUGCUGACGGUUUUCACACUUUAAAAAAGCUACAGGGACGUCAAAAAUGUAUGAAUCAGUCAGACAGGAAGUUGUACUGUUGAGUCAAACCAGCACAGCUAAUAGCUAUUAGCUCUGUUGGAGGGAAAAAGUCUAAAAGUUGCCUUAAAUGUAGCCUUAGUUCAGGAUACUCGCUCUCCACUACACUUGGAUGUCUAGUUACAUUUCUGUAAAAUUCAUUAUAGGAAAAAUUUUCAUCAUAAAGAAGCAAAUAAACAAAAAAUAACUGACCAAGAAGAGUCUGUAGUCUCUGUUGUUAACAUGUUAGCUGAUAUCUGUGCUGCCAGAAUGUGUUUUAUUGCACAUUUCGGAGUGUUGCUUUAGAAAAAGUUGAUCAAAUCCAGAAUCAGAAAAAACUUUAGCAACAGCCUGAAACGAGCCUUAAAGCAGACUAAACAAGACUGAGUCCAAAACUGGUCAAAAACAGUUUUAAGUCAGCCCAAAAGCUACUUUAAACCUGCAUGCACAUCAAUAAAAUUUGGCCAAAAAGUUUUUAAGGUACUUUUUUAAAGAGCAAAUUAGCUUCACGGGCGAUAAACCAAGCUAGCGUUUGUUUCUUAUUGCAACUAUUAAGUCUCCAUUUUGCUCUCAUGAUUAACCAAAGUUUAGGUUUAAAGUUUAUUAGCAGUUGACAAACAGCUGCUUUUGUUUCAGGUUCUUCUGCUACUGUGUUUAUUCCAGCUGUGUGGCCUACAGCGCCACCUUCUGACAGCCCCCAAAGCUGCUAGAAACAACCUAAUUAGCAUUUUCUUUGGUAUUUUCCUCUUUGCUUCUCUACACGAGGCUGAAACACCGUCAGCAAACCGAGCAGCAUCUAAAUUAAUUCUGUCCGACUUUUAACUUCACUAAGCGUUCUGUAUUUUCAGUUUUAAAUGAGUGCGAGCGACUAGGGGUGAUGCUUCCUGAACACUCCCUCUGUUCAUCCACUGGGUCGAAGCUUCAACACUAUUUCACGUCCAUGCUGCUCUUUAACCAAUGUAAACAUCAGCGUUAAAGGAACGCUUUGAGGGUCGUUCCACUUUGUUUUCCUCCAACUUCUGGACGUCACAAAGAGUAUGACUUGAAAAAAAUAAAACAAAAUGGCACCGACAAAAUCUGUGGACGAGACUCUUCAUACAAACCAAAUGAUGUUUACAUUUUAAGCUUUUUUUUCCAAUACUCCAAGUAGAAAUGAGCACAAAUAAGCACAAACACAUUAUUUGGGAGAUUAGAAGUCCAUAGAUUGAGUUGGGAGCCACUAAUGAAUCUGUCAAGUGUUGGAACUCCAUGAAACAAGGCUCUUUUUUUAUUUAAAUCCUAUUAAUAAUAUUAUUAUUAUUAUGAAUGUUCAUGUUAACUUUUUUCUUAGAUGUUUCACUUUUGUUUUUAUAAUUAACUAAUGUUACUGCUCUACCAUUUGUGUGUAGACGGCUCUGACGUUUGAGAAUUUAAUUUGGGAGGAUGUGCUGAGAGAUGUGUACAUAAAUACAGAUGUUAUUAUUGGAAUAUAAAUAAUCGCUUGCUUGAAAUAAUCAGCAGACCUAGAAAAAUCUAAAAUGUUGGCGGACGUUUUUCGUCUCAAACGUACCUUCAUUCUGGCGGUGAAUCGGCCCCCGCACAUCUGCUGUCCGAAACAAGCGGACCUAAAGUUGGAUCGUAUUUAAUCCUAAUUUAAUCCGACUGACACUGAAACACAUUAAGACACUUUGAGGAAAACUAGACCUGAAGAAACUGCUGUGCAGAGAGAAGCUGUGACCACUGAGUUGAAGCAAAAAUCCACUUUAAAGAACACAUAGGUGUUUCUGAUUUCGUCCCUCGGCCUGUUUCUACUAUUUUGUCAGGGAAGUCACACUAGAGCUAGAAAAUUAGUAAUUAAAUGAGUCAUUUUAAAAGAAAAAACAGCUAAAGUUUGUGAUUCUGUCUCCAUAAACGUGAGUAUUUUCUGGUUUCUUUCGUUGUCUAUGACAAUAAACUGAAAAUUAAGGACAAAACAAGACAUUUAAAGGCUUGAUCUCGUGACCGAUUUACAUUUUUUACUUAUUGUACUUGUUUAUAGACCAAACAACUAAGCUAUUAAUUGGGGAAAAUAUUCAGUAGAUUCAUCAGUAAUUAAAAUAAUUGUUGGUAGCCACUUUAGGUUGCAUUUCGACUGAAAUUCUACAAUGUACAAGGAUGAAAUUAAAGUAUAAAAAAAACCCAAUAACUGACCAAGUCAUUUGAGAACAAUUCAUUUAUAAAAACAACUUUCCUCAGAUGCACAGGCAAAGCUACAGCAAAUGAAACUCUAAAAAUGGUUGUAUUUAUCUAAUUGAGGUCCUGUUUAUUCCUAUAUUGGCUGUUUUUCUGAUGUAAAAUCAAUCUUGAGCUUCAAUUUUAUAUCAAAAAAGUGCCACAAGCAGGAAUCUAGGAUGGAUUUUAAAACUAUAACUGGAAAAGACAAAUUUUUACACCUUAAACGACCAUCUGAUUUUAUUGCAGCUACAUGUUCUUAUCUAAUAACUAAUUUAGACCAGAUACAUCCAGCCAAUGGUUAAAAAAACACCCUGCAAAUCAAAGUCUGUUCUCCUCAUGGGAAAUGUAGGAAAUUGAUUGCCAAAUGGCUUCAUUUCUUCAUUGAAGUCCAGAGGGCAUAGGUUCCUAUAUUGGCUGUUUUUCUGAUGUAAAAUCAAUCUUGAGCUUCAAUUUUAUAUCAAAAAAGUACCACAGGCAGAAAUCUAGAAUGGAUUUUAAAUCUAUAACUGGAAAAGAUGAGAAGAGACGAGCGUUUACACCUCAAACUUCCAUUUUAUCUGAUUUUAUUCCAGCAAAAUGUUCAUAUCCAAUAACUAAUUAGGAUCAAAUACAUCCGUGAAUGGUAAAAAAAACUGCAAAUUCAAGCGUGUUCUCUUGCAUUUUUUGAAAAGCCUCAUGGAAAUUGACUCCCUGAAGUCGAUAAAUUGUGUUAAAUCAGAAGCACCAAUGUGUGCAUGUGGAUUUUUUCUUCAACAGUCGUCCCUUCAGAGCUUCAGUCAUCACAUCACUCCCCCUUUUUCAGACUCGCACAGAUUGUAAAUGUCUCGAACACAAAAUGUGACUGAAUGUGUCAUUAACUCAUCGACACGUUGCAGCAGCGACACUCCAGCAGCAGCAAACACUGAAUUUAAACAGAAUCUUGCAAAGUUGCGACUCUGAAUUUAAAGAUUUUGCACCAAUUUGCAGAUUAAACUCUGUCGUGGGGAUCAGAAAUACGUGUUUAAAUUCAUAUUCGGCUGGGGGAACAGAAGUUCUGCUCUUUCUUUGGCCUGGUUUCUUUCCUCGGUUUUUGCGGCUGACUUUAACCAGGCAGAAACUGCAUGAAGCUGCAGAUUCUGAGGAAACAAACCGACCCGAACCAGGAGAAAUGUGUGCGUUUGUGUCGCUGCUGCUGCCGUCUGAGGUUCAUUCAUGGAGAUGCAGUGAAGUUUAAGAAUGACGGCUGGUUCUGAUGGUGUCCAAACUGUUUGGAAAUAAACACAAACUGGUUUUGAUGGAA
This is a messenger RNA of Acanthochromis polyacanthus (spiny chromis), 7424 nucleotides long. RefSeq names its product ubiquitin specific peptidase 12b (gene usp12b). The record is from RefSeq and is a predicted model, not a curated record. Lineage: Eukaryota; Metazoa; Chordata; Actinopteri; Pomacentridae. The transcript is spliced from 11 exons. Gene Ontology annotation, cellular component: nucleus; cytosol. Bases 138 to 1298 code for a protein of 386 amino acids. Gene Ontology annotation, biological process: protein deubiquitination. Gene Ontology annotation, molecular function: cysteine-type deubiquitinase activity; cysteine-type endopeptidase activity.